AUGGAAAGGGGGCAAGAAUUAGAAUGGGAAGAGGCACAAAAGCUUGCCAUUAGCGUUGAUCUCGUCGCUUCAGCCAAACAACACCGACGAUUUCUUGCUGAAGUUGAUAGGAAUCGGACCCUCUAUGAUGGCCCUGUCUUAGACCGGGCCAUUUAUAGGUACAAACACUAUUGGCUUCCACUACUUGGCAAACAUACAGAAUCUACGAUUUUGGAAGGCCCUUUGGUUGUGCCACUUGACUGUGAAUGGAUUUGGCAUUGCCAUAGGCUUAACCCAGUACGAUACAAGGCUGAUUGUGAGGAACUCUAUGGGAGAAUCCUUGACAAUAAGAAUGUCAUGUCCGCAAUUAGUACAACUUGUAGAAGGCAAACCGAAGAAAUAUGGAAGAGGAUGUAUCCAUAUGAGCCAUAUGAACUUAAUAUGAGCAAUCAAUUCCUCAAAAAUUUCGUAAAUUCUUCGAGGAGUACCGAGUAUGAUCUGGUUUCAGCUGUUAAGAGACAAAGUCCUUUUUUUUACCAGGUAUCUGGAUCCCACAUGAAUGAUGAUGUCUUUCUUGAAGGAGCUGUAGCUAGAUACAAGGGAUUUCUACAUUUGAUCAAGAGAAAUUGGGAAAAUUCCAAGAGAUGUUUUUGUGUUCCAACAUAUGACAUCGACCUUAUCUGGCAUACUCAUCAACUGUAUCCUGUUUCUUAUUGCAAAGAUGUAAUGGCAGCUUUGGGAAAGAUAUUAGAACAUGAUGACACAGAUUCUGAUAGAACAAAGGGUAAGAAGCUAGACACUGGAUUUUCUAGAACAACCAAACAAUGGGAAGACAUGUUCGGAUGUAGGUAUUGGCGUGCUGGAGCAAUGUAUAGAGGACAAGCUCCAUCCCCACUUGGACUCAACUUGUCUCAAUUGGACAACCAGUGGUGGGACAAGAAGAUGGUCCCAUCAAAUGAAAAUCAAGAUAUGGUUUCACUUCUUAGGAAAACGGUUACGGAGAUUAUGAUAGAGAUUGUUGGGGUCAAAGAUCUACCUCAAGGACUUAAAGGAAGCCUCUUUGUUACAAUCAACAAAAAACAACCAGAUAUAUUUCUUAACAACAAAAGAAACAUAAGCAUUUUGUGCAACACCAAGGAGAAACAAGCACUUGUGUUCCAAUGUGAGCCUAAAGGGGAUCUUGUCAUUGAACUAAUGUCAUAUUCACCUAUCAAAACACUAGGAACAACCUCAAUCUCCCUGAAGGGCAUAGUAAACUCAGUUUCUCGGCUUUAUGCAGAAGAAUGGUUCGAUUUGGUACCAAAUUUGACACUUGCUGAUUCGAAACCGAUUAGUGUGCGAAUCGCUUUCUCUUUCACUCCUCCAAUUCUAGCACACUACAUGGUUCAAAUGGUUCGGCAUUUCAAGUAUCAUUGCUUUACCGAUGAGGCUAGCAAUGAUAUAAUCAGUCUCCACAUGAGAGAUUACCAGACAAGAAAGGAAGUGAUUGGUCUAACAUCAUGUGGUGGAACGCAUGUGCUUGCAGCAGAAUCUGCUGAGAAGGGAUGGUUUUUGAAUAAUUCCCAUUGGUGGUUUCAUGUUCAUAACAAGUUAAAUGAAAAUAGCAUUGCAUUUGGUUUUAAAGGAAAUCGAAAGGUGAUUGUUUUUCGAGGAAGAAAACUAGGAUUUGAGAUUAAUGAUGGCAAGAAGCUGAAAAAUGAAGAGCAUUUCAUGACGGCUGUUGAAUUCUCCAUGGAAUAUCCUUAUGGAAAAGCUAUAGCUUUGUUCAACCUUAAGUCUGCUAUUAUAGAGAUCAAUGAAGAAGAAUCGCUUGUAGUCCCUAUGAUUAUAUUGGCUUUUCUAGUUUCUGAAAGUUCAAGCAACUGUGAGAAAAGUUGCAAUAAUGAAGGGAAGGAUGGUGGUGAAGUCAUUACUAAUGGAAUCAAAGACUCACCUCCUGACGGUGAAGAUGAGGUUAAAAGUAGCAAUUGCGGCGGGUGUGGUGGUGGCUGCGGCGUUAGUUGUGGAGGAAGCUGCGGAGGGAACUGUUCGGGUGGUGGUAGCUACCGGAAUUGAUUACAUAUCGAAGUACACAAAUAUGACUAAAAAAAUUAAUGAUUAGUUUUCACUAUAAUCCGUAAAUAGUUGGAUUAAAUACUCUUCUAAAUAAAGUCCUUAUGAAUAAAUGCAUAGGAUGCUAUUGCAAUGUUUUCACAUUUCACAUAAGAGUA
Messenger RNA from Gossypium raimondii (Peruvian cotton), 2189 nucleotides. RefSeq names its product glycine-rich domain-containing protein 2. The record is from RefSeq and is a predicted model, not a curated record. Bases 1 to 2034 code for a protein of 677 amino acids. The transcript has 8 exons. NCBI's taxonomy places the organism in Eukaryota, Viridiplantae, Streptophyta, Magnoliopsida, Malvales, Malvaceae.